Molecule: messenger RNA, 6610 nt
Organism: Bicyclus anynana (squinting bush brown)
Lineage: Eukaryota; Metazoa; Arthropoda; Insecta; Lepidoptera; Nymphalidae
Product: multidrug resistance protein homolog 49-like
Exons: 24
Coding region: 214-4227 (1337 amino acids)
Biological process (GO): transmembrane transport
Cellular component (GO): membrane
Molecular function (GO): ATP hydrolysis activity; ABC-type transporter activity; ATP binding
Source: RefSeq, a predicted model, not a curated record
CACCCCAGUAUGCUGCCAACUGGUAUGCAGGCUUGACGUACCGCGCUAGGCGCUGUUUCCCGCGCGUUUUCCUACAUUUUCGCGAAAACCACGUACUGACAUAAUCAGUGUCCUUAUGAAGGAAGUAAUUUUAGAUCUACUGUGGGAGCUUUCAAACAGCCGGUGUUUUCAGGAUAACAAUUUUUACCGAAUAAUUGAGCGGUUAACUCAAGAAUGAAACGAAAUGAGUCCGUGAGUAGCGGCAAACGGUUCCGGAGCGAGCAGCGGCCGGCGUUAGCGCUCAGCUUUCGCCAGAAUUCGCUUACGAUCACCACCCUCGCCCAGCAGUCCGCUUAUCUCGCUGAGAAGGCCUACAAGGAUCAAGAAGCUGGGGAUCCAAAUAGUCAACCACCAGCUGUAUCUUGGUUUAGACUAUUUAGGUUCGCAAAACCAUGGGAGUUCAUCCUACUGUUUCUGGGCGUGAUAUUCGCGACGCUGAGCGGCCUGUUCGUGCCGGUCGGCGUCAUCGUGUACGGCGAGUUCACAUCGCUGCUGAUCGACCGCACGGUCAUGAUCGGCACGUCUACACCCACCCUUACAAUCGCGUGGUUCGGCGGCGGAAGGAUUCUUACGAACGCGAGCGCCGAAGAGAACCGCCUGGCGUUGAUCGAGGACUCGCAGGCGUUCGGCAUCGGCUGCACGGUGUUCUCCAUACUGCAGUUCAUCGUGUCGGCCAUCAGCGUCGACCUCUUCAACUACGCGGCACUUAGACAGAUUGAAAGAGUAAAAAAAAGAUUCUUAGAAGCCGUUCUUCGUCAAGACAUUACAUGGUACGACCUCAACACGUCCAUGAACUUUGCGACGAAAGUUUCAGACGACGUAGAGAAAUAUCGGGAAGGUAUCGGCGAGAAGGUACCGAUGUUCGUCUACUUGGUGAUGUCUUUCGUCACCGCGGUGAUCAUAUCGUUCGCGUACGGCUGGGAACUGACGCUGGUCAUCCUGUCGUGUGCGCCCAUCAUUAUAGCCACCACUGCUAUUGUAGCUAAGGUGCAAUCAUCUCUCACCACUCAAGAGCUGAAAGCUUACAGCAUAGCUGGAGUUAUAGCGGAAGAAGUGUUGUCGUCAAUACGAACGGUCGUCGCAUUUGGGGGCGAACAAAAGGAGAUACAAAGAUACCAAAAACGUUUGGAGCCAGCGAAGAAGAUGGGCAUACGAAAGGGUGUGUACUCAGGUCUUGGUAGUGGGAUUAUGUGGCUCAUAAUAUACGCGACAUAUGCGCUUUCCUUCUGGUACGGAGUGGCUCUGAUCCUGGAAAGCAGACAUGAGGACCAACCGGUGUAUACACCUGCCGUACUGAUGAUUGUAUUUUUCAGUGUACUGCAGGGCGCACAAAACGUUGGACUGACGGCGCCUCAUCUCGAAGCGAUGGCGAGCGCCCGCGCCUCCGCUGGGGCGAUAUUUGCCGUUAUUGACAGAAAACCUGCUAUUGACAGUCUCUCCGAGGAAGGCAGCAGACCUAAACUAGACGGGAACAUGGAGUUAAGGGAGGUGUACUUUAGAUAUCCAGCCAGACCAAAGGUUCAGGUUCUAAACGGUCUAUCCCUGACGAUACGUCGCAAUGAGACGGUCGCUCUAGUAGGAGCCAGUGGAAGCGGCAAGUCCACAGUGUUACAAUUGCUCCAGAGAAUGUAUGACCCAGACGUGGGGUCAGUGAUGGCGACGGGGCACGAUCUUAGAGACCUCAACGUGAAUUACUUCAGGAACCAUGUGGCUGUUGUUGGACAAGAGCCAGUUUUGUUCGCUGGCACUAUUAAGGAAAAUAUUCGAAUGAGUAAUCCAAAAUGCACAGAUGAGGACAUUAUAAUGGCGUCCAAACAAGCGUAUUGUCAUACCUUCAUUAAACACUUACCUAAUGGUUACGACACAUUAAUAGGCGAAAGAGGCGCCCAAUUGUCAGGUGGUCAAAAACAACGUAUCGCAAUCGCUCGUGCCUUAGUGCGGAAACCAACGAUCCUCAUCCUGGACGAAGCUACGUCUGCAUUGGACUCGCAGAGUGAAGCCAAGGUGCAACGGGCUUUAGAUGCUGCUGCCGCUGGAAGGACCACCAUUAUGGUGAGCCACAGAUUAGCAACUGUGCUUAAUGCAAACCGAAUCGUCUUCAUUGAGAAAGGUGAAGUCGUAGAAGAUGGUACUCACGAAGAACUGAUGGCUCUCCGAGGACGCUACUACCAACUAGUGCUAGAGAAUGAACCAAGCAUUGCACCUGAUACCCCUAAUCCGCAAAGUUCUGCAAAACCUAACUCUGAUUCCACCACAGAUGCUAAAUUACGAAGACCGAAAUUAGAGAAACUGGUCUCUCUCGAUUCAAUGACGAGUGUCGACAUAGAGGAGGAUGAUGAUAUCUCCGAAGAUGAAUUACAUGUAGAACCGAAAGAAGCAAAGGAAUUUGAACCGACCACUUGGGAGAUUAUGAAGUUGUGCGAACCUGAAAAAUAUUUAAUGGCAAUUGGAAUAAUUGCCGCCGUUGCUGUUGGGUCCUCUUUUCCUUGUUUCGCUAUACUUUUCGGAGAGACAUACGGUUUGUUGGAAAGUAAAGACGACGAUUACGUCCGCAGUGGUACCAACAUCAUCGCUAUUCUUUUUCUAUUGGUUGGCGUAUACACAGGCAUCGGUAUUUUAUUCCAAAUCUAUAUAUUCAAUUUGACUGGCGUCAGACUUACGGCAAGGCUCAGGGUAGCUGCGUUUCGGGCAAUGUUGUCGCAAGAGAUCGGGUGGUUUGAUCACCCUCUAAACGGCGUUGGCUCUCUAUGCGCGCGGCUUGCAGCUGACGCGGCUGGUGUUCAGGGGGCGACUGGUACUAGAAUCGGCGCUCUAAUGCAAGCAGGCGCUACUAUAUCAAUCGGUAUCCUCGUGUCGAUGUAUUUCACGUGGCGCAUGACGCUCGUCUCCCUCAUCUCCGUGCCGAUGGUGAUAAUCGCCGUGGUGCUGGAAGGUCGGGUGCUGGCUGAGGGCAUCACAGCUAUACGGGAAGCUGCCAAUAGAGCCACAACAAUAGCAACGGAAGCUAUCACGAACAUCAGAACUGUGUCUGCCUUUUGUGGAGAAAAAAGCGUCCUCUCUCGUUAUGAUGCGGCGGGAGUGAACGCUCAAGUGGCCGCGCGCAAAAGUCUACGCUGGAGGGGUUGUGUGUUUGCUUUCGGCCAAACCGCACCCGUCGCUGGAUAUGCUCUGUCUCUAUGGUACGGUGGUAUUCUCGUGGCGAACCGGGAAGUGCCGUACAAGGAUGUUAUAAAGGUCUCAGAAGCGUUGAUAUUUGGCGCUUGGAUGAUGGGUCAGGCGCUAGCGUUCGCACCAAACUUCAACGAGGCAGUGAUGGCGGCCGGUCGUGUUAUGACCCUUCUGGAAAGGAAACCCCUCGUACAAAGUACGCACGCGCCUUCUGUGUCGGAGAACUAUAUUGCAGAAGGCAAGAUCCAGUACAAAAACAUCAAGUUCCGCUACCCGACUCGUCGUGAAGUGCAAGUGUUGCGAGGUCUGUCUCUCGCCAUACCGCGAGGCAAGCGCGUGGCGUUGGUGGGUCCCAGCGGAUGCGGGAAAUCCACUCUGAUACAGCUGCUGCAGAGGUUGUAUGACCCUGACGACGGCAAUGUGUACUUGGACGACUACAGCAUAGUAGGUGACAUGCGGCUGUCGACCCUGCGGCGCAACCUCGGCAUCGUCUCGCAGGAGCCGGUGCUGUUCGACCGCACCAUCGCUGAGAACAUCGCGUAUGGUGACAACACACGAGACGUGCCGAUAGAGGAGAUCGUCACUGCGGCCAAGUCUGCUAAUGUGCAUACCUUCAUCGCUGCUUUGCCUGAGGCUUACAACACACGCAUCGGUGCGCGCGCGUCGCAACUGUCCGGCGGACAGAAGCAGCGGAUAGCCAUCGCGCGCGCUCUGGUGAGGAACCCGCGCGUCUUACUGCUCGACGAGGCAACGUCCGCUCUAGACACGCAUAGUGAAAAGGUGGUCCAAGAAGCACUGGACAGGGCGAGCGAAGGCAGAACGUGUCUCAUAAUCGCCCACCGCCUUGCCACCAUCCAGAACGCUGACGUCAUUUGCGUUAUCGACCAAGGCGUCGUCGCUGAAAUGGGCACCCAUAGCGAGCUGAUCGCCCUAAGGAAGAUUUACGCUAAGCUCUACGAACUACAGUGCGGCUUUAUAGAAGAGACCGAGGAGAAUUUGGCUGAAGAACAGAACUCAUAGAGAAAAUGAGAUUAAAAUGUUAUUGAUAUAAUGCAUCCGCUCGGUAGAACGGCUUCAUGUAUUCAUUCUCAGCAGCGCGUGUUGCCACUCCUUGCACCCCUGUCAUGCGUGGCCGAGGACACGGUUAUGCUAGCCACUCACCAUUCGAUAAGCCCACAUGUCUGCAGCGCUAACGGCUUGACGGCCGAUAAAACUGAUCGUGUGUUGGUCGCGAUCGGCAUAAUGUCAUGCACAUCGCGACCAACAUAGGUGCAGUUUUAUAAGAUGUCAAGCCGUUAGCGCUGAAGUCAUGUGGGCAUAACAGAUGGUGAGUGGCUAGCAUAACGAUUUCUCGUUAGUUUGAAUUAAUAGGAUUUAUGAAUUGUACAUACCUGGUAAUUUACGUCAUGAAGUGAUUCUUUUAUAGGUACUAUUAGACCGGUAAUGUACCUAAAAUGUAAGUAUGUACUUAAUUUUGAAGAUGGAUGUUGUAACUAAGUUCUUACGUAAAUAGAAUGAACUUUUAGCGGACAGUUUAUUAAGGCUUUGGCAAAGUGUCAUUAAGUUUAAUUCGUCCAAUGGUUUGGUAUAUUGUAAAUUAUAAUACGAUUAUGAACAUACUUAAAUUGUAAGAUAAAAUGAUAAAAUUGUCAAAAGAAUAUGUAUUAUAUGAUGUGAAAUCUUAGAUCACAUCUUAACUCAGGUCUUGUACAAGUCUAUUUCAAAUAUAACAAAACAUUAGCUGAAGAUCUUUUUAUACCUAUCUAGGUAUGUACUACCUAUAUUCGUCGUUGUAAACUCGGAAAUUGCAACAAUAGUCUUAAGAUUGUAGAUAUAUAAAUAUAAUUAUGCUAUGUUAUUGUAUAGAGAAUUGAACUAGUUAAUAAGUAUUUAGUGCUUUAAAAUUUUAUGCCUGUUAUUAAAUUUAUAGUCAAUUAAAUUAAACGCUUAAGGCAAUGUCACUUAGCCAAAAUAUGUACCUAAGUUAAAUAUAGUGAAUAUUUACUAUAAUGGCGAUGGCUCAUUAGUUCGUUACGUUAUGUCGUCGCAAACUUUUAUAGCGUAUUUAUAACGACCUUCACCGAGCUCUCGUUGAAGGUAGUCUUAGAUCCUCUACUAAUUGUAUGGCGCACUAUAUCGCAAUAACACGCACGCACCCAUCGGACGUCAGUCUCAAAAAUGCAUACAAAAGAAAUGAGCACUGUCCCUCGUCCGUUAAAACGUCGCUUGCGACGACGCUAUAAUGUGGCAUGAAGUAAAGUCGACGCUACGUCAGAACGCAGCGCACUAAUGAGGCGUCGCUUUAACAAAUCCGUUUUCUUUUUCAUGAAAACGCGAUAAUGACGCCAUCUGUCAGGUUCAAUUGUAUUUUGAAACUAAAAAUGGUGAGGCCUUUUUAGAUAUAUUGUCGCUUAGAUAAAUGUUAACUAUAAUGUGCCUUCAUUGAAAUGAUGCUAUGCCUAAUAUAACACAAUAAUUUGCUUUACUUAGAUGUAUAACUGAGACACCCUAUGAAGCCCUUUAUGAUAUCUUAAUAAUGAUCAUCUUAAUAAAAUGAAGCAGGAAAUAAAGUCAAGUGCAGAUGUUAGUGGAAAAUCGAAAUGGUAUAGAGUCGGUAUUCACUUACGCCAAACACAUGAAUGAAAUUUAAAGUGUCUAAACGGCACUCAUAGCGUAUCGCGGAUAUAAUUAUAGUAAAAUCGAAUAGAGUGAUUGAGAAUCAUUGCUGAUAUAGUAUGCGCCAAACUUCGAGUCUUCUCUGGUAUUGCAACACGCCUAACUGCUCGUCCCCCCUAGCCAAGUGGCACGUCGAUUCUCUUUCUACAAUCGCUAACGCUUCGAUAACUGGAGCGAUGUAUGGGAAUGACAUUUGCUGAUCAAGAUGUGUCAUUCCCAUACAUUUUUCUAGUUAUCGAAGCGUUAGCGAUCAUAGGAAGAGAAUCUAGCUUAGUACUUGCCUAGGGGGCAGGGCCAGUACUACACUCUUCGAAAAUUAAAAAUACAUACAAAUGACAUUUGCUAUCGACAAGUCACGUGAUCAAGUAGGUACCUAGGUAUCGAUCGGAUCUGUCAUUCCCAUAUAUUUUGUUUAGUUUUCGAUGCGUUUGCGAUUGUAGAUAGAGAAUCGAGGUGCUACAAGGCUACAGGCCAGGCUAUUAACUGCGCAACCUCACACUUCAUGUUCAAAUCGGACUCGUAAGUUUGGCGCGGACUAUACCUUAAUUUUUAAGCAUUUCUAGCCAAUUGUACUAUAGCCAUUGAUCGUGCUCAAACAAUGUGAUUGUGAUGGUUUUAAACGUAUUUUUUCUAAUAACCAAGACGCGUUUUGCGAAUGUAUUUAACUAGUCGUUAAUUGUAAUUAGUGGGGUACUAUAGAAAUAUAAUGUGGAAUUGAUUACCUAUA